Zerene cesonia (dogface butterfly) is the source of this 1131-nucleotide messenger RNA. It is a transcript of the gene Pex10, whose product is annotated as peroxisome biogenesis factor 10. Gene Ontology annotation, molecular function: zinc ion binding. The transcript has a single exon. The coding region runs from base 142 to 963 and encodes 273 amino acids. Lineage: Eukaryota; Metazoa; Arthropoda; Insecta; Lepidoptera; Pieridae. The record is from RefSeq and is a predicted model, not a curated record. Gene Ontology annotation, cellular component: peroxisomal membrane. Gene Ontology annotation, biological process: protein import into peroxisome matrix.
ACCAAAGAGUAGUUUAAUGAUAGGUAUAGUUCAUAAUCUGUGGACUUAAGUGAUGUUUUGUGUUUUUAUUUUGCAAUUUUAACUGAUGUGUGAUAAGGCAAUGAAAAAAGUAACAAUUCUAUAAAAAAUAAAAAGGUAAAUAUGGCGCUACCCACGGCACAACCAGCAGAAAUUUUACGUGCCUGGCAGAAAGAUGAUCUUUACGAAAAACAAUUGGCUGGCUCAUUAGCGAAAUUGUUACCAUCUCACCAUGCGUCCAAAGCAAUACCUACGUCGUCUGUGUUAUACAAAUCAUUGACAACGCUUCGCGAUUUGCAAACGCUAGGUGAAGAAUAUUCUGGUAUUGUGCAAGUAGAUGAUACAUAUCACAAAUUACCAUCCUUCUCCAACAGACUAUUGAGCAUUCUGCUGUCCACGUUCGGCGAGAAUAUAACAAGGCAUAUCCUUCGUCAAAUCGAGAGACAAGUUGAGCAGAAUGUAUCCCUAAAACCUGAGGCACAGAACUUUUUCCUUGUUAUUUUACGAGCAUUAGGUAACAUGGUGCCACAAAUUGAAAGUAUACAUAGAGCACUAUCGUAUAUAAACGGUGGGCCUCUCCAGAUUUCAAAGACAGCUACUGGUAUAAACUACGUCCAUGUGAGGCCGGCAGCUUCAGCAUUUUAUGCACAUUUACGAUUAUUAAGUAUUGUGACACUUUUACAUGCAUUUAUAAGCUGUGGCCAAAGUGUGUAUCAAGCAAAGAAACAUUUAGAACAAAUGGCUGACUUUCCCAAUGAAGUGGACAGUAGUAAGUCAUGUGCUGCAUGUCUGGAGGAGAUAGUUCAACCCUGUGUGUUACAGUGUGGACAUUAUUUUUGUAUGCAGUGUUGUUACGGAGCUUUGGAAUCAUGUGCACUGUGUAGGACACCAUUUACAAAAAACACUGUUGUGCCAUUGAUGAAUUACUGUCCUAGUGUAAAAUAAUUUAUGAAAGACAUAAUUAAGCUCAAGUUUUCAUUUGUUACAUUAAUACUAUAAAAUCCUAUAGGUGGGAUGUGAUAAAAAUAUUAUGAUGAAUUAAAAUCAUAUUUAAUACUAUAUAAACUGAAAGGGAAAUGUGCAAUAAAUUGGGAAUUAUAAGUGUAAAGAACA